UACUUGAUGUAAAGUGCAUAUAAGUCAUAUCCACAUAAAAAUUUGCACUAUAGAAAUUCUAAUCUAGUGUGAAGACUUAUCAAAGCAUUUUCUAAACCCAGGUGAAAGAUGUCGAACUACAUGCAGCAAGGCGGCCACAUGCAGCAAGGCGGCCACAUGCAAUAUGGUCAGCAAAUGAGCAAAGAAGGACAGAAUGCGAUGUGGUAUGGACAACAACAUGGCUACAAUGUUGACUCGGGUAUCAACAGCGAGCACAACACUGCCCCGCCUUCAAUGCAUGGGGAUGAAGAAAACCUGCUGUCGACACUUGACCAGGAGUUCAGCUCGCAUGGAAUAGCGGAUAUGAACGAACAGUUUACCACCUCCAGAAGGUUAGUACAAUUGAUACAUCAGGAUAAUUAAUUUUCUCCAUAUCUAUUUGGAUGCCAGCAUUUCCUAAAGUGGGACUAACCCCAAAUGUGAUUUUUUGUAUGUGUGAUAUUUGGGUCAUUCUAAGAAUAAAUAUAAUGUAUCUUUAUAGUAAAAAACCUCAUCUUGAUCAACUUUUUCCCUGUCAAACUUUCCUGAUAUGAUGUCAUUAGGUGAAUCUUUGGUACAGAAAACAAAGGAAAACUAAUUUGCAAAUAUUCACCAAAACUUUGACAGUGAAAAAGUUGAUCAAGAUGGGAUUUUUUAUUAUAAAGAUAUAUUUCAUUUCCUCUUCAAAUGAUCCAAAUAUUACACAUACCAAAAAUCAUAUUUGUGGUUAGUCAAACUUUAAAUUAAGUAAUACUUUAAUUUAGCAUUACUGUAAUAUACAUCUUUUAACUUGUUUGUUUUUCCCCCAAGUAUGAGGAUUCGUCAAGCCAUGUUCCCAGAGAUGCCUAUGGAUGAAGGAUCUAACGUACCCAUCCCGCAGAUGGAUCCCACUGCGAACACUGCUGUCCAACGAUUAUCCCAGCCAUCGCAAAUGGUGAAAAAUGCUGUUGUAGAUCUGAUCAACUACCAGGUAUGUUGACCUAUAAUUCAUUUGUUCCAAAAUACUCCUAGAAAAAUUCCUUUCUUCAUUAUGUGUCAUCCAUUUCUGACAUUUGUUACAAAAUUAACCAUGAUCAUUCUGGAUUUUGUAAUUGCAUAUAACAUGAUGUUCAUUCUUAAUGUUUGUUGUAUAGGAUGAUGCAGAUGUGGCAACAAGAGCCAUUCCUGAAUUGACCCGAUUGUUGAAUGAUAAUGACCCAGUAAGAAUUUCUUUUGUUAUUCAUUUAUACAAAUAAAUUCAACAUCAUUCUUGCACCCCAUAUGCUAGUUUUAUGGUAGAAUGAAGAAGAAAAUUUGGUACCAUAUGUAAAGAGACACUUCCUAGAUUUUCUUGAAUGUACAUGAACUGUGAUUCUAUUAAUAAAUCCAUUGAGUGAUAGCACUUUCCCCUUGAUGAGUGAAAUCAUUUGGUAUUGGACAGGGUAAAAUAACAAGGCACAUGGGCAGAUAGUCUAAUCAACCCAUUGAGUGGCAGCAAUUUCUCGUUGAUGAGUAAAAUCAUCUGAUGUUGGACAGGGGCAUUGCAUCUUAAGUCAAUGACAAUCUCAACUUUGUACCAUUGUCUUGUGUGCCAUCAAGCAAGUUUAAGUAGUGGCCAUUAAUUUAAAUAAGAACAUUGAAAUAGGUAGAAGCUAGGUGUUCGACCAAAAAGGUUGGGCAAGAAUGUUUACUGGCAAAUUGUGAUUAGCAUUUGGUUGGAAAAGGUGUAAUUUGGUCGGAAAAUGUCAGAUGCCUGACCAUUAUUUCAGGUUCUGGAGAAGGGAGCAUAAACAUGUCUAAUUUUGUUAUGUUUUGCUGUAGACUGUUGUUGGGCAAGCUGUGUCAAUGGUGCAUGCAUUAUCAAAGAAAGAAGCAAGUCGUCAUGCUGUUGCAAAUUCUGGUCCAUUGAUGGUUUCCCUUGUGAGGGUAAUGGACUCAUCUGGGGACGUCGAGACAGUACGAUCUAUUGCUGGCACAUUGCAUAGCAUCUCUAGUACCAGGUAGGAUUCAAAGAUUUUUAAAAAAUGCUGCUUCAAAAAGUUUCAGCAUACUAAAAUCACAUUUAAUUAGGUAGGGUUCAAAACUAUUAUAACAGUGUUGUUUCAUAAUUGUUAGGCAAGGAUUGCUGUCGAUUUUCAAAUCUGGAGGCAUCCCGGCUCUUGUGAAACUUUUGGGUUCAUCUGUCGAGUCAAUUGUUUUCUACGCCAUCACGACAUUGCAUAACUUGCUUUUGCACCAAGAAGGUGCCAAGAUGGCCGUCCGCCUCGCUGGUGGCUUGCAAAAAAUGGUUGCACUUUUGCCCAGAUCAAAUGUCAAAUUCUUGGCUAUUGUUACAGGUAUGCAACAUGCAACUUUUAUUUCUUGCUUUUAAUACAUAUGAUAUUACUAUGACAAGGUCCUUGGGACACUAAACUAUGCAAGUUAACCAGUACAUUUUAAACAAUUCUUUAUAAGGGAUAUUUUCCUUCCUGUUUUGUAGAUUGCCUUCACGUGCUUGCAUAUGGCAACCAAGAAAGCAAGCUUAUCAUUUUGGCCUCUGGUGGCCCAGCAGAACUUGUGAGAAUCAUGCGAAGCUAUAAUUACGAGAAAUUGCUUUUCACAACAAGCCGAGUCUUGAAAGUUUUGUCUGUUUGUUCAAGCAACAAACCUGCCAUUGUUGAGGUGAGUGUGCUCUUGCAUGCUCUCUAAAAUUUUCACAAUUAAUAUAUCCCAAUCAAAUAAAUAAACAUGUUUUUUUCUAUGUAGAAAAACUUACAGUUGUACAUUUAUAACCAUAACCAUGAACUUAUUUUUGCUUUCAUUAUUUUGUUAAAUUUUUUGAGGACUUUUAAUCAAAUAUAUCACAAGACAAUGAAAAAUUGUAAUUGUAUGUUGAAAAAAACAGAAAAGUAUUUCUUUUUGUGAGCGACAUGACUAAAAAUCAUCAUACCAAACAUUGUAUUUUCAGGCUAAUGGCAUGCAAGUAUUGGCUCAACAUCUUGGCUCACAGAGUAACCGUUUGGUCCAGAAUUGUUUAUGGACAUUACGGAAUAUGUCAGAUGCUGCAACUCGUGUUGAUGGUUUGGACAAUUUACUUCAAAUGUUGAUUCAGUUAUUAUCGUCAAACGAUGUUCAAGUUGUCACAUGUGCCGCGGGAGUCUUGUCAAACCUGACAUGUAACAAUCCAAGAAAUAAACAAAUUGUUUACCGAGUUGGUGGGGUUGAAGCAUUGGUGAGAACUUGUGUCCAGGCUGGCGAGCGAGAAGAGAUUACUGAACCAGUGGUAGGUAUAUCUGUUUUUAUGGCAGAUAAGAAACGUUAUCCGUGGGUAAAGUUUCCGGUUGUGACGUACCACUGAACAUCAAUUGAAUUGAAAAGUUGCUGACACGACAUAAAGUUAUCCCGCUAAGCGGGAAAGUUGUGUUCAUAUUAGAAAAACAUUAUCCCAGUCACCGAGAUCUCGCCUGUCAACAAGCUUACAAGCCAUCUUAAAUCUUAAAGAUAUCUUGUUGACGAGUGAAAGUAGUUAUACAGUACAUUAUAAUUUGGUUACAUAAUUCAAUCGUGCUGCUAUCUGCUCAAUAUACACUUAUGACUUUAAGACUCCCCAGACCACUCCCCACAGUCUCCUACUUUAUCAACACAGCCACCUACCCAGAAUAUUUCUGAAAGCCCUGAAUUUCAACUUUUGAACUGUAGAUGAUAGUAGAAAUAACGACAAAUCACGGAUUUUAAAACGUCUUUGCACAAAUUAGGUAUGCGCACUUCGACACAUCACAAGUCGCCAUCAGGAUGCAGAGGAGGCUCAAAACGCAGUCCGUGUUCACUAUGGCCUGCCAGUACUCAUCAAACUUCUGAACCCACCAUCACGUUGGCCUUUGAUCAAAGCAGUUGUAGGCUUGAUCAGGAAUUUGGCACUGUGUCCUGCUAACCAUGCCGCUAUCCGCGAAAACGGUGGUAUUCCUCGUAUGGUACAGCUGUUGAUGAAGGCACACCAAGAUAUCCGCAGAGCUGGUGGUCAACCAUUUGCUGUAGAUGGUGUUCGCAUGGAAGACAUAGUCGAAGGCACUGUCGGUGCUCUUCAUAUCUUGGCAAGAGAACCAAAUAACAGAGCUGUCAUUCGAAGCUUGAAUGUUAUUCCAUUAUUUGUCCAGGUAGGUUUAGUUACAAAACGUUGGUUAUAUAUAGUUAGGUAUUUGGUUAUAUAGAAAUUAAAAAGUUACUUCGUUUACUGAGUUAUCGAGAUUAAUGGGAUAUAUCAAAUGCAUCUGAUUGGUUAAUGGAUAUAUCAAAUGCAUUUGAUUAGUUAAUGGUCUCUGAAUGGUAUCGGUAGUGGAAGUCAAAUCUGAACCUCUCUAAUGUACCCUGGGUAUUAUCUCUGUCAUCUAAAGUACAUUGCAAUAAAUUUUCCAUAGUUGUUGCAAUCCAACAUUGAGAACAUCCAGCGUGUGGCAGCGGGCGUGUUAUGUGAACUUUCCCAAGAGAAGGAAGGUGCUGAGAUAAUCGAAUCAGAGAAUGCAACGGGACCACUGACAGAAUUACUUCGUUCAACCAAUGAAGGCAUUGCUGCUUAUGCUGCCGCUGUUCUGUUCCGUAUGUCCGAAGAUAAACCUCAAGAUUAUCGUAAACGAUUGUCUGUUGAACUGAGCUCGCUCUUCAAGGAUGAUAUGCAAAUGAAUGAGGUAGAGUAUGAAAAUGAGUUAUGGGGUGUUUUAAGUACAAACCCUUACCUCUAGAGAGCUAUCCGGUAUACAUAAUAUUAGUUUAGGUCUCCUUCUGUAGUAUCACUGGAUCAAUAAGAGAUGUUCCUCAGUUCCUUACUGGACCUCUAGGAGGAACAGCGUCGGUUGCGAAAAAUGCAACUAUAGGCCCUCUGGCAAGAAUCCUGGUUAGGUCUAAUAAAUAGGGGAGUUUAAGCUUCGCGUUCAAACGUCACAUGGCAAACGCCAGGGGAAGAAAAAAUUUACGCUACAAGGUAAUAAAUGGGAAAUUAAGUUGCUAUUUUAACUUUUAAGACUGUAGUGUAUGAUGAUUCUUUUGAGAUAAGAACGAGAAGAUGAAGCGAAGAAGUUAAGCAAAAAUCCUGCCAAUAAAAUUCGACUAUGCCGUUUGCCGUUCUCGCAAGCGUGAAGCUUAAACUCCCCCUAAUGUAUAAAAAACGGGGUGUCCACGGGCCUUGAAAAUCCUGGAAAGUCCUUGAAUUGGAAAAAAAUUCCAGGACUGGAAAGUCCUUGAAAGUCCUGGAAUUAAUUUCCUUAAACUCCAGCUGUUGGCACAUUAGUGAUUUUGAUUAAAAUUACUGAAUAAAGUGAAUUAUUUGCUGGGCAAAUCCGUGCCAUUUUCAAAGAUUUUUCCCAGUUCUAGGUCCUUGAAUUUACGGGAAAAAGGGCCUUGAAAGUCCUGGAAAAGUCCUUGAAUUUCACCUUCACCAAAGGGUGGACACCCUGAGAAAAUACGCUCGAAGUUUCCAUAUUUUAACGUUUGACACGAUUGUUUCUAUUCGUAGCAAAUGAUGGGUCCGAUGGACGGAGGAUAUCAGAUAGAUCCCUACAUGCAACAAAACAUGCACCAGCCAGGUUAUCCUGCUCAACAUGCCGGAUACCAACAGUAUGGUCAACCGCAACAACAGUAUAUGAACCAUGAUCCUAACUUUGGAUACAACAUGGGUGGACAUCAACAACAAGGUCAACAAUGGUUUGACUCCGAUUUGUAAGAUACCAGCACCGAAAUGACUUAACUAGCUUUUAUUAAUAACAGCAUGUAAGUAGUAUUCCAAUGGAGUGAUUUUGACGAGGACUUCGUGAUGUAAGAGGAGUGUUAGCAAUUUGUACAGCAGUUAAUUUUGAUUUCCGUUUUAUUUUAUCCUUUCACUUUAUACCACUUUGUAACCAGAUCGUAGUAUAACGAGUGUUUUUGUGACUGUUUGGUUCGGUCUAACUUGAGCGAAAUGUUAGAUUGGCCUUUCUUUUUUGUUUUCGUGCUUGUUUAUAUACAAUUGUCGUAAAAAUCUAGUUGCGCUCCUUAAGACUUAAGUUCUUUGUUUAAUUAGGAAUAUAUUUUACUUUAGUUUUUGCGUAUAUUAUUUCGUUUGAUAACUUUUCACUCGUAUAUGGAAUGUAUAUUUUGUAUUUAACUGACCAAUGGCAAUGACAGUUGUACACCAGCAAAAUGGUAGGAAAAAACUUAACGCGAGCUUUUCAAGUAUGGUAUUGUUGGUGUACAAUUCAAAUGACAAAGAGAAUGUGUUGCCAUGUUGGGUGAUGUUUGGAUCUGUAAUCAGCAAAAUCUUUUUUCAAAUUCAUCCAAUAUGGCGGCGAUGACGUAAUGUGAAAAAUAUGCGAUGACGUAACUGAUGCAAAAUAUGUGUCAUGGUAGAAAGUUUAGAAAUGCAGUAAAAUACACCACACAAUACUGUAGAGUGUAGAUGUUGGGAUAUGGAAGAAUUAUCGAUAUGCAUAGUCUAAGUAGGACAUACUUUUACAAAUAGAUCUUAGUACCUUAGUAGUUGUAGUCGAAAAUAUGUAAUUCGCAUGGAUAUUUUUUAGCCUAUCAAAAAAUGUAUAAAAAUGCAAUGUUGUGUGUUUUCUCUGCGAGACAAAAAAGACAACAGGUCUAAAUCGAACGCGCGUAAGAAGGGCUCUGGGUACGAGAAUGG
Messenger RNA from Paramuricea clavata, 6631 nucleotides. The record is from the annotation of a GenBank genome assembly. Lineage: Eukaryota; Metazoa; Cnidaria; Anthozoa; Malacalcyonacea; Plexauridae.